GCAGGAGGCAGGAGGCAGACCCACCCUGACUGAAGAGCGAGGAACGUGGGAGCGCGUGUACUGGGGACCCGAACCCAAGCCCACCUAUCCCGCUGGGGCAUGCAGACACUUGGAUUGACUCCAAGAGGACAGUAACCCCGCCUCCAGCCCAGGACCUAUUCAGGCCUUUGAAAUGGCUGAAUCCCCCAGCUGCUGCUCUGUCUGGGCCUGCUGCUUCUUCAGCCUGUAUAGCUGUCACUGGAGGAAACAUUCCCAGGAGAAGAUGCCAACCAGCAAGUGUGACUGGCUCUGGUUUGGUCUCCUGGCCGCCGCCUUCCUCCUGUCGCUGGGCUGCUUGUACAUCGGGCUUAUUCUGCUCAAUGAUCUACACAAUUUCAACGAGUUCCUGUUUCGACACUGGGGACACUGGCUGGAUUGGUCCCUGGUUCUGCUGCCUGUCGUCUCUGUGCUGGUUACAUAUUCCACCCUGCUGCUGCUCCUGGCCCUGUUCCUCCAUCUCUGGGCACAGCCUCUGCACCUCCACUGGCUUCACAAGGGACUGUUAUCACUGACCGUGCUGCUCGUGGCCGCUGCCCUUGUGGGGCUGGAAAUCCAGUGGCAGGAGGAGUGGAGAAGCCUGCGCUUGUCAUUGCAAGCCACAGCCCCAUUUCUGCAUAUCGGAGCAGUGGUUGCACUCACCCUCCUGGCCUGGCCAGUGGCUGAUGCCUUCUACAGGUCUCAGAGAAGAGGGCCCAACAUGCUGUUACUACUCCUGUUCAUUGGUGCAGCCCUGGCUAUCUACCUGGCACCCCUGGGCAUCUCAUCACCAUGCCUAAUGGAGUACAGUCAUCUCCCCCCCAAGCCCGGGCUAGUAGGGCACCGAGGGGCUCCCAUGCUGGCCCCUGAGAACACGCUGAUGUCCCUCCGGAAGACUGCUGAGUGUGGGGCUUCUGUGUUCGAGACAGACGUGAUGCUCAGCUCCGACGGAGUCCCCUUCCUAAUGCAUGACGAACGCCUGGAUAGGACAACCAAUGUGGCUUCUGUGUUCCCCACCCGAGCUGCAGGACACAGCAGUGACUUCUCUUGGGCCGAACUGCAGCAGUUAAAUGCAGGGACCUGGUUCCUGGAGAGACCACCAUUCCAGGGAGCCAGGAAGCUCUCAGGCCCCGAACAGCAGGAAGCCAAGAACCAGACAGUGCCAUCGCUAAGGGAGCUUCUGGAGGCGGCUGCUGACCUCAAUCUAUCCGUCAUGUUUGACCUGCGCCGACCCCCCCCAAACCACACAUAUCAUCACACCUACGUCAACUGCACCCUGGAUGCUGUGCUGAGUGCCGGGGUGCCCCAGGCCAUGGUGCUCUGGCUGCCAGAUGAAGGCCGGGCUGAGGUCCAACUCCGGGCACCCGAGCUCCCUCAGGUGUAUGGAUAUCGAAAGGAGAACAGGACUGAGAGGCCCCAGCUCCUCAACCUGCCUUACCAGGACCUCCCACUGACAGACAUCAAGCUCCUGCAGCGCGACAACAUCUCUGUGAACCUAUUCGUGGUGAACAAGCCUUGGCUCUUCUCCCUGCUCUGGUGCGCCGGGGCUGCCUCGGUCACCACCAACGCCUGCCAGCUGCUGCGGCAGCUGCCCCAUCCUGUCUGGCUCAUCCCCCCUCAAACCUACCUAAUGAUCUGGAUCGUCUCAGACUGUGUGUCUGCCCUGCUACUUCUCUGGGUCUUCUUCCUACAAGGGAAAUGGGCCAGAGAGAGAGAGAAACCCGUUUCAGAGACCUCUGUGCUGCUGACCAAGAUCAACGCCAUCCUGCUGGAAUGAGUGAGGCGCCAGUUCACCCCCAAACCCUCUGUAGCCUGAGGCUUGCCUGCCUCUGCUAGCCCCCAGCCACCGACCCCGAGAUGCUGUUGCCAGACUGUUGCUUCUGGUGGGUGGGGUGGAGAGUGGUGGGGCAUGGGAAUCCCUGGGCAGCAAGUGAUGCCAAGUGGUGGGUGAGGCGCAUCUGCCUGCCCUCCCACGUGAGGCGGCGUAUGGAGGCCAGGGGAACCCCUGGAGGGGACCUCCUCCCGGCUCCCCUCCUGGAGAACUGGCCUGCAUCGCGCUCUCUCUGCCGACACUAAGCUGCUUGGGGCUGUGGGCCACAGAACGGCGAGGACCGCGUGGUCUCUGGGUCUUCUUUCUGUCAUUCAAUGAAUUGGAUCCCCCACA
Messenger RNA from Vombatus ursinus (common wombat), 2179 nucleotides. It is a transcript of the gene GDPD2, whose product is annotated as glycerophosphodiester phosphodiesterase domain containing 2. Gene Ontology annotation, biological process: lipid metabolic process. NCBI's taxonomy places the organism in Eukaryota, Metazoa, Chordata, Mammalia, Diprotodontia, Vombatidae. The coding region runs from base 173 to 1792 and encodes 539 amino acids. The transcript has 17 exons. Gene Ontology annotation, molecular function: glycerophosphodiester phosphodiesterase activity. Gene Ontology annotation, cellular component: membrane. The record is from RefSeq and is a predicted model, not a curated record.